AAGGUCCAAAACCCUAAAAACCCACAAAGCCUCGCCGCCUCUCCGCCGCGACCUCACCGUCCCCGGCAAGCCAUGGCGUCGCGCCUCCGCUCCUUCGCCCGCCCCGCCGCCGCGGCCUUCCUCCGCUCCGCAGCCAGCCGGAGCCCCGCCGCUUGCCUCCCCCGCUCCCUUGCUUCCGUCCCCAGGGCUCCGGCCGUGGUGCGGCAGAUGGCGCUGGCGCGGUCGCUGCAGCCGCUGCACAGCGCGGUCUCGGCGGCGCGGCUGACGUCGCGGCUGGGGGCGGAGGUGGCCCGGGCCGUGUCCCAGGGUACGCUCUGCAGCUCCUACCCGGGAGUCUGAGUCUGAUACAGUCUUCUAAUCUGUGAAACGCUACAAGACCGGUCUCAGUGUCCCUCGAUAAUGAAAGAAACUGCUCCAGAUGGCAGCAGCAGCAGCAGCAGAUAUUUGCAAGACUUGAUUACAUUCAAUAAUCAUUUUGUUAAAUGGUUACCUUAUUUAUUCAGGGGCACCUACAUUGUGUUAUAUACUAGUGGUGCACGUUUGACAUCGAACCUUAAAUCUAUUUCUGGUAACAGUUCUUUUGAAUUCCAUUUCAGCUCAAGGUUUCAGAGAAAAUAGUCACCUUUUGUAAACGACUUGGUCUAAUUGGAUCAAUUGCUGUUUCAUCCAUCUCAAGAGCUAACCUUGCUGGUAGCCGUUGUCGGUCUUCUAA
Messenger RNA from Setaria italica (foxtail millet), 712 nucleotides. RefSeq lists its product as uncharacterized. Lineage: Eukaryota; Viridiplantae; Streptophyta; Magnoliopsida; Poales; Poaceae. The record is from RefSeq and is a predicted model, not a curated record. Bases 73 to 339 code for a protein of 88 amino acids. The transcript has 3 exons.